AACUUAUAUAAACCCCAUAAACCCUAAACCAUGAACACGAACUUUUUGCCCUGAACGAUUACCGCAGAGCUUCUUCUGCGACUCCGAGACACUCUCUCCGCUACCAAAUUCCGCUCACUGCUUCAUCUUCAACCGCCGUGCGCCGCCGCAAACACUGAAAUCAAUUUCAAUCGCAAACAAUCACAACCCGAACGAACUCCAUUCAAUUCAAUGAGUUCCUCUUAACUUCUCCCUUUUCAUUUUCAUUGCUUUGUUAAUUGUUAUUGUUCUGAUUGAAACUAAACGUGUGUUUGUUUUUCAUUUUAAUCAAUUUUCUGAUUGUUUUUAUAGUAUUACAUACUACAUAACUCUCUUUUGAUUGAUCACACAUAGACAAGUGUUUCAGCAGCUUCACAUGGCGAUUGACGGCAGUUUCAGUAUAGAGUCUUCGCUUCGGCGAUUUCUCGAUCGUUGCCCCGAGCUUCAACCUAAGUUCGGUUCGCUAGCAGAGAAGGGAAGCUUGGUUACUGAGGAGGAAGUAGUUGAUUCGUUAGUGAGGGUGUUUCUGCAUCCUAGAUAUACAAUUCCAUUGAUUGGAUGUUUCCGUCCAAUUGCUCGGAAUUUUGUCGACAAAGCUGUUGCUUUGCUUCGUCUGGUGAAGAAUUUGAGGUCUGAUACUGAGGGCACCGCCAUGGAAAUCGACGGUGAAGGUGAUUCUGUAUUGGGUGAUGUUGAGGAUGUCGUGGAGUCUUAUAGUGAAGGAAGGGGUUUAGUUCUUCAUGAGUUUGCUUGUCUGGCCUUCUGUCGUGCUCUUGACAUGUUUCCUUUUCUGCUGAGUUCUGUAUUGAACUAUUUCAAUUUUGCUCCUGCUCCUUUUGAAAGAUUUUCAAUGAAACAAGCUACGGUUGAGAUCCAUGAACUAAAUGUUGCCCAAAUAUCAUACCGCCUCCUUCUUAUGGAACCUGAAAUUUUCUCUAAGCUUUGGGACUGGUCUUGUUUUCUUGAUCUCGUAAAAGAGCCACAAAAACCAGACUUGUUAUGGUCUGGGGUGCAGAUAUUAGGAGUUGUGCUAAAGUUAGGUUUUAGAGCCACGGAAAGUUUGAAUAUUGUGGCUGACAAAGCAUUUGAAUGUCAAUUGCGUUGGGAAGAGUUCUGUCGAGACACAGCACUAGAGAAAGCUGCUUGGUUUGUUGAUUCAGCAGACCAUAUGUCUGGUUCUACAGAUAGAAGCAUGGAUUUCAAUCAAGCGAACUGUUUAAAAUCUUUCAGAUCUAAUCAUCAGGCUAUUAGCUCACCAAAUCUUCAUGAGUUGCAGCCACCUUUAAGGAGUCAACGGCGUUAUACAAGGGAUGGAAUGUCAUUAAGUAGUACUUUCAUAUUGACCUCAGCGGUGAAGCAAAGUUACCAGAGAGUUCUCUUGGCAUCUAGUCAGAAGUGGCCUGUCCUUUUAUAUGGUCCCUCUGGUUCUGGAAAAUCUGCCCUCAUUGCCAAGCUGGCUGAGGAAAGUGGAAACAAAGUUCUGUCUAUCCAGAUGGAUGAUCAAAUUGAUGGUAGGACAUUGGUUGGAGGAUAUGUUUGUACAGAUAGGCCAGGGGAGUUUAGAUGGCAGCCCGGUUCUCUUACUCAGGCUGUGCUGAAUGGUUUUUGGAUUGUUUUUGAGGAUAUUAACAAAGCACCAUCUGAUGUACACUCCAUUUUAUUGCCUCUAUUGGAAGGGGCUGGUUCAUUUAUGACAGGACACGGGGAGGUAAUAAAGGUGGCAGAAAAUUUUAGAUUGUUUUCAACAAUUGCUGUUUCUAAGUUCGACUCAUCUGAGAUAUCAGGUCAAUAUUCACUUAGUGUCCUUUGGAGAAAAGUAAUGAUUCAGCCACCAGGUAAUGAUGAUUUGCACGAGAUAGUCAAAGUGAAUUAUCCUGAUUUGGAGCCUCUUGCAGGAAAACUCAUAGAAACCUUUGAAACGGUUAACUCUAUUUCCAUGCCUCAAAUUGCGGGUCAUCUUGGCAGGUUCUCGUUAAGGGAUCUCCUUAAAUGGUGCAAAAGGAUCGCGGGUUUAGGUUUUAGCUUUGAUGGUAGCUUGCCAGAAGAGAAAUGUAAUUCUGUGUGUAAAGAGGCUAUUGAUGUAUUUGCGACCUUUUCAACAUCUUUAAAAAACCGGUUGUUGAUAAUGAAAGAGAUAAAAAAGUUGUGGAAAAUACGAGAUUCUGCUGUUGAGGCCCUGUAUCCCCCGGACAAACCAAUAAUUCAGGAUUUUGUUACAGAGUUAAGAAUAGGCCGGGUUUCUCUUCAGUACACUAAAAAACCUUUACCUGAAGGUAAAAAACAUUUUGUUGAGAUCCGUAGAUCUCUGUAUGCAUUAGAGAGCAUAGCUAGCUCUGUCAAGUAUAAUGAGCCUGUACUCUUGGUUGGAGAAACUGGUACUGGGAAGACCACACUUGUCCAAAAUUUGGCUUCAAGGCUUGGUCAAAGACUUACUGUUUUGAACAUGAGUCAACAAAGUGAUGUUGCUGACAUACUAGGAGGGUUCAAGCCUGUAGAUGCACAGUUUGUGUAUUUCCCUCUUUAUAAGGAAUUUGAAGAUCUCUUUUCCAGGACAUUUUCUAUGAAGGGAAAUGUAGACUUUCUUAGACACCUACAGGAGUUUUUAUCUCGUAAGAAUUGGGAAAUGCUACUUAAAGGGUUUAGGAAAGGAGUUGAAAAAGCAGUUGAGCUUAUAAGAACUGGACCAUCUAAAAAGCGUAAAAGGCCAUUAAAAGAAGAAAAAAUCCAAGCUUGGGAAAGAUUUUCUAUGAAACUUGAAAGUAUCUAUCAAAGUAAUCCAUCUUCGGGGAUGAUGUUUUCUUUUGUAGAAGGAAGUUUUGUUACUGCUCUUAGAAAUGGUGAGUGGAUUUUGCUUGAUGAGGUGAAUUUAGCUCCUCCAGAAACGUUGCAAAGAAUUGUCGGUGUUCUAGAAGGGGAAAAUGGGGCUCUAUGUUUAGCUGAAAGAGGUGAUAUUGAUUAUAUACACCGUCAUCCAAACUUUCGUAUAUUUGCUUGCAUGAAUCCUGCAACAGAUGCAGGGAAGCGGGAUUUGCCCUUUUCUUUGAGGAGUAGAUUUACUGAGUAUUUUGUUGAUGAUGUUUUGGAUGAUGAUGAUUUAAGUCUAUUUAUUAGUCGGUUCAUCAAGGAAGAUCAUAAAAAUAAUGAUGUUGUUUUGGAUCGUUGGCGAGUGAAUAAAAUUGUUUGUUUUUAUAAGGAAUCAAAAAAGGAAUCUGAAGAGAGGCUGCAGGAUGGUGCUAAUCAGAAACCUCAAUACAGUUUAAGAUCCCUUUAUCGUGCUCUAGAGUAUACUAGGAAAGCAAAGAAAAAAUUUGGAUUUGAAAAGGCAUUAUAUGAUGGCUUUAGUAUGUUUUUCCUCACGAUGUUGGAUGGACCUAGUGCUAAAAUAAUGAGGCAAAAGAUACUGUCCCUUCUGUUAGGGGGUAAGUUGCCUUCACAUGUGGAUUUUGUUAGCUAUUUGGAUACCUUCAACUCUGAUGGAUAUUCAGGGAGGUAUGUUCAAACUAAAAGUAUCCAGGAGCAUCUCGGAAAUUUGGCCCGUGCUGUUCUAAUAAAGAGGUACCCUGUUCUCCUACAGGGACCCACAUCUAGUGGAAAAACUAGCCUUGUUAAGUACCUUGCUGCAACAACCGGACAUGAGUUCAUAAGAAUCAAUAAUCACGAACACACUGAUUUGCAAGAGUAUCUUGGUUCUUACAUAACUGAUGCUAGUGGGAAGCUUGUUUUUAAUGAAGGUGCUUUGGUUAAAGCUGUAAGAAAUGGUUACUGGAUUGUACUGGAUGAGCUUAACUUGGCUCCAUCUGAUGUAUUGGAGGCUUUAAACCGAUUACUUGAUGAUAACAGAGAGCUUUUUGUUCCUGAACUGCAACUGACGAUUCAAGCACAUCCAGACUUUAUGCUUUUUGCCACUCAAAAUCCACCUACGCAUUAUGGUGGGCGUAAAAUGUUGUCUCGGGCAUUUCGCAAUCGUUUUGUGGAGAUUCAUGUUGAGGAAAUUCCUGAUGAUGAAUUGAGCCAAAUAUUGUGUGAGAAAUGUGAAAUUCCCCCAAGUUAUGCGAAAAUAAUGGUUGAAGUCAUGACGGAGCUUCACUUGCAGAGACAGAGUAGCAGAGUCUUCGCUGGUAAACAUGGAUUCAUAACUCCUCGAGACUUGUUUCGUUGGGCUAAUCGUUUCAAGAUGUUUGGUAAGACUAAAGAGGAUUUGGCCGAAGAUGGGUAUUAUCUUUUGGCAGAAAGGCUACGGGAUGAGAAUGAGAAGUCUGUUGUUCACAAAGCUCUAUGUAAGCCUCGCCGGGUUGAGAAUGAGAAGUCUGAUGUUCACAAAGCUCAAAGUAAGCAUUGUCAGGAAGAGCUAAACAUAAAAAAUUUGUAUAAUCAGCAUUCUUGCUUAAUUGGGGAAAGUUCAAAGGGUCUUGAGAGGGUAAUCUUGACCAAAAGUAUGCAGAGGUUAUACUUCCUUUUGGAGCGCUGCUUUCAAUUACGUGAGCCUGUUCUGCUUGUUGGGGAAACAGGUGGAGGGAAGACUACUGUCUGUCAGUUGCUAAGUGCUCAUUUGAAGUUGAAGUUACAUAUCUUGAACUGUCAUCAGUAUACUGAAACAUCUGAUUUUAUUGGGGGGUUUCGUCCUAUUCGAGAGAGAUCCAGACUGAUUUCUGAGUUUAAAGACAUCCUUGAACAGUUGAAGAAACUAAAGGCUUUUACAUACUAUCCUGAAAACCUUCUUGUUUCUUCUGACAUAGAUCAAGCUUCUUCAACUAUUAAAUCGCUGAGUGAUAUGAUAUGUAAAUAUAAAGAAGGCAAAGUUUGUAUUGCUGAUGUCAACAGUGAAGAUUUAUACGAUUUUGAGCAGUUAAAAUUGAAGCUUGAGGUGUUGCAUCAAAAGUGGCAGAGCAUAUUUGUGUGGCAGGAUGGUCCCCUUGUAAGAGCAAUGAGAGACGGUGAUCUCUUUCUUGUAGAUGAGAUUUCCUUGGCUGAUGAUAGUGUCCUUGAGAGAUUGAAUAGUGUGCUGGAGCCAGAAAGGAUGCUAUCUUUGGCUGAGAAAGGAGGGCCUGCGCUGGAGAAAGUUGAAGCACAUUCGAAUUUCUUUGUUCUUGCUACGAUGAACCCUGGGGGUGAUUAUGGCAAGAAAGAGUUGUCUCCAGCAUUACGAAACCGGUUCACAGAGAUAUGGGUUCCCCCUGUUAAUGAUCUAGACGAGCUUCAAGAAAUUGCUCUUAAAAGAAUUUCCAACUUAGGUCCCGCUUAUCAACAAAGACUAUCACUCAUUGUUAAUACUAUGGUUAGUUUUUGGGAGUGGUUCAACAAAUUACAUCCGGGAAGAAUGCUUACUGUUAGAGAUCUCAUUUCUUGGGUCGCGUUUUUUGAUGUUACGGUAGAAAGAUUAGGACCUGAAUAUGCACUUCUUCACGGAGCAUUUCUUGUUUUGCUUGAUGGCUUAAGUCUAGGGACAGGAAUGUCAAAAAUUGAUGCUGCAGAGCUAAGGGAGAGAUGUUUGUCCUUUCUUCUCCAAAAGCUGAGUGUUGAUGAAAGCAAUUUGUUAUAUUCAAAGCUUUCACAAAUGGAAAACUACGGUUGGGGUGAAUUUGGCAGAACUGAGGAUGUGUCACAUAGUGAUGAUAAGCAUUCUGAUGAUUUAUUUGGAAUUCAUCCGUUUUAUAUCAAGAAAGGUUUUGGAAGUUGUGAGAAUGGUGGUUUUGAAUUCAAGGCACCAACUACCCACAGAAAUGCCUUGAGAGUUUUGCGGGCUAUGCAACUUCCAAAGCCUGUUUUACUGGAGGGUAGUCCAGGUGUUGGUAAAACAAGCUUAAUCACUGCCAUGGGAAAGGCUUCUGGGCACAGAGUUGUGCGGAUUAAUUUAUCUGAGCAGACUGAUAUGAUGGAUUUAUUGGGGUCUGAUUUACCAGUGGAAAGUGAUGAAGGAGUGAUGUUUUCUUGGUCCGAUGGCAUUCUACUGCAGGCCCUGAAGGAGGGCUGUUGGGUUUUACUGGAUGAGCUUAAUCUUGCCCCACAAUCUGUUUUAGAGGGUUUAAAUGCUAUUCUGGACCACCGAGCUGAGGUGUUUAUACCGGAGCUGGGUAAGACUUAUAAUUGUCCACCAUCAUUUAGAGUUUUUGCCUGUCAGAAUCCAUCACUUCAAGGCGGUGGACGGAAAGGUCUUCCAAGAUCUUUUCUUAAUCGAUUUACCAAGGUAUACAUGGAUGAGUUAGUUGAUGAAGACUAUCUAUCCAUUUGCAUAUCAAAAUUUUCAAGUAUCCCUAAGCCUUUAAUUUCAAAGAUAAUCUUAUUCAAUAAAAGAAUGCAUGAAGAAACUAUGCUGAAUUCAAAGUUUGCGAGGGAAGGCUUCCCAUGGGAAUUCAAUCUUCGUGAUGUGUUUCGAUCUUGUGAGAUAAUUGAAGGUGCACCAAAGUAUUUGGGAGAACAUUCAUUCUUGAACAUUGUCUACAUUCAAAGAAUGCGCACGGAAGCUGAUCGCAAGGAAGUGUUACGGAUCUUCAAGGAGGUAUUUGAGGUGACACCGUUUAUAAAUCCAUAUCCUCGUGUUCAUCUCAAUUCAGAUAAUUUAGUUGUGGGAAGUGUUACUAUUAAGAGAAGUCAUGCCCAACCACAUAUUGCCUCAGAAAGUCAUCUCCUGAUAUUGCCUGAAAUUCGUCAAAGUCUGGAAGCUGCUGCUCAGUGUGUUGAGCGUCAAUGGUUAUGUAUCUUGAUUGGACCUUCUUCCUCCGGGAAAACUUCGCUGAUAAGAUUACUUGCUAACCUAACAGGCAAUGUAGUUAAUGAAAUAAAUCUUUCAUCUGCAACUGAUAUUUCUGAAUUACUGGGAUCUUUUGAACAAUAUGAUGCUUUGCGUACUUUUCGCACUGUUGUUGCUCAAGUUGAGCGCUAUGUUAAUGAGUACUGCAGUUUGCAACUGGAAGCUUCAAAGGAAGUUAUUUUUAGGGAGAGAGAUUUACAUAACAAAUGGAUUGUUUUCCUGUCUGGCGUGAAAUUUGACAGUUUGGCAGCUUCUGCUUCUGAUUAUUUUGAAACUUGGCAGAAAAUAAUUUGUUCUCUUAGUUUGUUAGCUGAAAUCAUUAAACAACUAAAGUUGAUUGUAGAAAAGAACUCUCUCCCCCUAUCUUAUUCAACUGGGGAGCUUGACUUGGCCUUGCAAACGAUACAGAAGCUCGAGGCAGACGAUCAGAUAAGGUUGGUUUCAACAAAAUUUGAAUGGGUUACUGGAUUGCUGAUUAAGGCUAUAGAGCAAGGGGAAUGGAUUGUCUUGGACAAUGCAAAUCUAUGUAAUCCCACGGUUCUUGAUAGGAUUAACUCUUUGGUGGAACCUUGUGGAUCAAUUACGGUCAAUGAGCGUGGAAUUAUUGAUGGAAACCCCUUGGUUAUCCAUCCCCACCCAAAUUUCCGCAUGUUUCUCACUGUUAAUCCCCACUAUGGUGAAGUUUCUCGAGCAAUGCGUAAUAGGGGAGUUGAAAUAUUUAUGAUGCAGCCAUAUUGGGCAUUGGAUGAUGGAAGUGGAUACAAUUAUGAGAAUACUGAAUUCAAAGAUGUGAAAAGAUUUCUUAUUGUAUCGGGUAUUCCGAUUGCCCAGUUGAUUGAAUCAAUGGCCAAAGCCCACAUAUAUGCUAAAAAUAAAGGUUCAGAGCUUAAUAUUCACAUUACGUAUCUUGAACUUUCACAUUGGGUUCAUCUUUUUCUGCAGCUUCUCAUGAAUGGCUGUCAUCCUAUUUGGAGUCUCCAACUAAGUUGGGAGCAUAUAUAUCUCUCCUCACUGGGUGUUGAAGGGGUGAAAGUAAUCAAUUAUGCGAAAACUACAUAUUUAGCUGGAUAUGAUUCUUUGGUGUCCCGUCCUUUGGGUUUGCCAGGAGGAUGGCCUGUUCCGUUGAGAUUAAGGGAUUAUAUAUAUUGCUCAAAAGAGGCUUCUAUCAAGCAGAACUGCAUGUAUCUGGAGUUUCUCGGAACACAGAUUGCAUCCCAUCAAUAUCAAAUUGCUAGAAGACGGAAUGCAACAUCUUGUUUACAAACUGCUGGUGAUCAUUUGAGCUCAUAUUUGAUGGAUACGAGGACUUUACUUGAAAUUAUUUUCCCCAAGUUUUCUACCGAGACGAUUUCUGACUCUGAGAGGGAAUGUGAAUUUGACUCAGAUUUGACAAACAAGAUGCUAUUGUUUGCAGCCUAUUGGACAAUUGAGCAAGUAACAGAAAGUGAUUGGGAGCUUUAUCGUCUUAGGUUCAAUUGGUUUAGUUCUCAGUUGCAGCCCUUCUGUCAAUUCUUUAAUAACUUCCUCAAGCUGAUGGAUCAGUUGAUCAAGCAUCCUAUUUGGGAAUACAUUUCAAGUCGUGGAAAACUAGAUUUUGAUUUGCAGUUAAUGCCACUAUUAUCACUUGAUAUAGUUGAUUUGAAAGCAUCAAAUGGCAAAAUUAAGUAUCUCUGUAAUGCUAUAUGUUGCUUUGAUCCGCUAAGGUUAACUUACCAGCAAUGGAUGACUGAGAACCUGCAUAGUUUUGAUGAUAAAACCUUUAGUCCGGUUUUGAAGUCUCUUCAUAUAUUGGAAGAUGAAUUCCUCAAUAAACUUGUUUCAUCAACUCAUAUGCUGAUUGAGGAUCAGACGUUUGAUUAUAAAAUACAGUUAUACUCUGACCUUAUUCAGGACCAUGUAUUAUUUUGGCAGCACUUCAUUUCUAGGAGGUCUGAUCACAUGAUAAUUUCUUGGCAUUCUUUGGUCAAAGUUGCUGGGAAGUUUAUUCAUAUCUGUCCAGAAGCUGUAAAUGAUUUUUUGAUGGCGAGCGAAAAUCUGAAAAGGUUCUCAGAAGAAUCCUUGCUGUGGAUUCAUGGUGGUCACCCAUUUUUGCCAUCCAAUUCUGAUGUACAUGAUAAACAUCAUCAGCUUUUAAAAUUUGUUGAAUCACUUUGGCCAAGAAACAGAGCGUCCAGUAAUCAAGGAAUAGUGAGUAGCCAUCUUGGUGCAUCAUUUGAUCACGAUCUACGCUUUGUUGCGAUGCAAGAUGUCUCGAAGUCAUCAUUUAUAAUAUCGAGGUGGAGUCAUGAGGAUGAUGGUGUUAAUAUUGUUCAUAAGUUGGAGGAGGUUUAUCAGGUUCUGUUAAGAAGGUUUGGUUCUGUAAAAAACAAGUUGCAACUAAAUACAGGGUCUGAAGAUCUUUCCGCUUUUACUGAACAUCAAACUGUUUGUUGUGCAUUUACACCUGUAUUUAAGGGCUGGCAGGAUGUGUUUCCUCCGGUUGAUCAUACCAGUUUGUUAUGCGACAUGAAGUUACUUCAGGAACUCUCAUCAGUGCCCUUGGAUGAUUUCGAUGGGUUACGCCGAGCCGUGGGACGUCUUUCCAACCUUUUGGCCUAUGCUUUGAAAUUUUCCUUGAGUUUCUCAUCAAGAUCCCCACAAAUGUUUUCACCACAUCAGAAGAUCUUGUGGACCCUGGAGGCAUGGACUUCGGUUGAUGCAGUUAAUAUGAAAAUGGCAAGCUUUAUUCUGGAGAUGUGGUUUCAAUGGCAUGAAUCUAUGUGGGCGUGCUCCUCUCAAUUUGUUAAGAAUUUAUCAAAGAUUGAAGGUUUUGAUACUAUUAGUUCUGCACUACCCACCAUACUCAUUGGGCCUGUCAGUGCAUCCACUGUGUUGCAGAUCACGCAAAACACACAUGCUAUCAAGGAACUUCGGGUGCAAUGUCUCAAGUAUAGAGUUACCUUGUCCAAUUUGUGGCAUUGCUAUCAUGAUGGGUCUUGUGUGCCAAAUUUUCUUUUAUCUGCUGCUCGCUCUCUUUUCCAGCAGAUUAUUUAUGCCCACAGAAAAUCAUUUGAUGUGGAUAAAUUUGCUGUAAUUAAGUCAAUUUUUUCUUCUUUUGAGAAAAACAUAGCUACGGAAGUAAGCGUCUCUUCGGUGAUCUCCCUUUUUGCUGCAUCACGUAACCGCAGAUUUAAGAACUCAGUGCAAAAGUUCAUAGUUCCUCUGUUCAGAGAGCUGUAUCUUCAGUCCACUACUGCAGAUUUCAAUUAUACUAUUGGUUGCGCUUGGGUACGGAUUGGGGCAUUACGCAUUCAUCUCUUGCUUAGCUGCAAUGACAUAGAUCCUGCAAUGAAGUACUACUGCAAGUACAAUCAACUUGUGGAAAGAAUAUCUUCACUUGAAGUUGAAAUUCAGGUGCGGAAAGAGUGUGAGUAUUUGGCAGGACAAUUUUUUACAAGAGAAGUUGACAAGAGAAAGGCAGAAAGGCUAGAAAUGCUUAAAUCAGAGUGUAGAAAGCUGCAAAGAAAGGUUGUGUUCCGCUCUGAACCCUUGAAAUACAAGAAUUUAAUGGGAGAAUGUGAGGGGUUUCUUAAAUUUGUUGGUGAUUUGGAAGUUUUGGUGACUGGUGGUGAAACAAUGGAAUUACAACAGUUCGAUACGGAAGCUCAGAACCGGCAGACAACAGCAAGUUGUUUUAUUGAACGGUUGAUGGAUGAGUACACAACAUAUAAUGACAUUAUUCAACCAAUUAUAGUUGCUGUGUAUGAGAUGAAAUUUGGAUUGUCAUUGGUUCUGUCAAGUGUCAUGGAGAAAGAAUAUUGGAGAAAAGUUGGGCAGGACAACAUCAACCUGUUUAUGGAAAUGUUAUACACACUGAUGCGUUUCCCUCGCGGUGGGGCAUGCAAAUUCGUUUCUGUUAAAUGUGACAUUGGGUUGGACAUGCGUCCUUCAUACAGGCUAGAUUUUGAUACAGGGUUUAGUUCGGUGAAUUUGGGUUUUCUGGAAAGGCUUGUUGCUCUUUCAAGUGGCAUUGCCAAUGAUAAAAAGGUAUCUGUGAUGCAAUAUCGAGCUGCUGCCUAUUGGAACAUUCUUGGUCAAAUUGCCCAUUCUAUAGCUACGGCAAAAAUAAUUGAUCGUGGAUCUUAUACGCUUUUGCACAAGAUAUUUGAUGAGUUUGCCAGACUUUGGAUAAGUAAGAAAGUUAAUGCAAAAUCAGAAAGUGAUUCUAAAGCUCAGCAGUUCAAGCUUAAGCCUCGAGCUUUUCAAAUUGAAAGUGUUAUUGAAGAUGAAAUUGAAACUCUUGGAAGCUCGUGUCCAGCUAAAACAUUUUCAGAAUGGAAAGAAUUUUCGUUUGAAGAAAAGUCAGCUGACAAUAUGGAAUCAGCAGAGGAAUGUGAUAUACUGGACGAAGAGUGGAAGCAGCUGGAAGAGUCAAUCCUUGGAAACCUGGUUCUAAUUCAUAAUAUGUUAUUUGGAUCUGGUGAUCUAAUCCAAGCUCCGGGAACUUUCCAAGUUUCUGAUACAGAUCGGUUGCUUUCCUUUAGUGACUCGUAUGCGUUCGGUAUUGAUUUAAUGAAAGGUGUUCAGUCUUCAGUUUUGCCCAGUUUAGAUGCAAAACUUAUGCCGGAGCAUAUAUUUUCUCUCUGUAUUGACUAUCGAAAGAAGUUUCUUUCGACUUACAAUUCUGCUCCCAGAUACAAUUUUUACAAGGAUUCAAAUGCACAUGAGAUGGGACAAAUGUUAGAAGUACUUGCACCUCUCCGACAGCAGAUUCUUUCCAUUCCAAAUGUGUGGGAUGAUCAUAAUGAUCUUAGGAAGAUUUUGGAUGUAAUUGACAUGAUCUUGUCUCUUCCGUCUAGCAUCCCUUUAGCUAAGGCCUUUUCAGGGUUGCAGUUCUUACUGCACAAAGCUCAAGUUAUGCAAGAAAAUGAUCCAAAGUUCUCCUUCUCCGAUAAGUUCAAAUCCGUUUUUGAUCUGAUGUCAUCUUGGCAAAAGUUGGAAUUGGGCUCUUGGCCUACUUUGCUUGAUGAGGUGAUGGAUCAAUAUGAGAAUAAUGCUGGGAAAUUGUGGUUCCCUCUGUACUCUAUUCUUUCAACUGGUUCUUCUGAUGAACUAAUUGUUGAGAGCCUUGAGAACUUCAUUCACACAUCUAGCAUUGGGGAAUUUAGGAGACGGCUUCAACUUCUUUUUGCUUUCCUUGGUCAAAACCACAUCAGAGCAUGCCUUGAAAUUAAUCCAAGUCCUUGUGGGAUGGAACAGUCAGCAUUCUUGUACAAUAUAUUUGGAUUUUAUGUGCAGUUCUUACCAAUAGUUUUGAAGUACAUUGACAAUAGUAGGAAAGAAAUUGAGAUCGAACUGAAAAAAUUGGUUAAACUAUGUCGGUGGGAGCAUGGUAAGAGUUAUUCAUCAAUAGAAAGCUUGAGAAAGCAUCGGCAGAAACUGAAGAAGUUUAUACAGAAAUAUACUGAUAUUCUGCAAGAGCCUGUGUCCAUUUUCCUCAACCAAGAAGCUGCGCUAAGACCAAAUGCUCAAUCUUCUCAUGGUCAUAAGCUCAUACAUGAUACUCUAAAGGGUUCAGUCGCUGAUUCGUUUGAAUUGACAUUUUUCAGUGUUGAAAACAGGUCCACGUGGUUUGAGAAUUGCAUCAAAAAAUUAGAUAGUGCUGUGCAGAAGUUGCAGCUUAAGAAAACAUCCGUGAUUGAUGUUCUAUCUUUGUAUCAGAAAAAUAGUGAAGAAGUUGAAAGCAUAUUUAGACCUUGCUGUGAUUCUCAGCAUGCAGUUGACUUGAAGAGAUGGAAAGCUGUGUGGCACAUGAUUGAAAGUAUUUAUGUCACAGCAGAAGAUUCUGGUAUUGUUUUAAAGGAUGAAAAAAAUAGUCAAAGGAAGAGAAGAACUUUUUUUGAGCUUCUCGACCUUUUAGAAAGGAAUGGGUUAUCUCGACACAUAUCUAAGAAGGAUGAACAUAAAACAUGGUGGUUCCUUCAGCUUUCUGGGAACAUUCAAUAUUUACUGCUAGCAAAUAGUAGAUUACCUUGUGAAACCUUGAUUGCUUCUGAAGUUGAAGAUAAGAAUGUCCUUGAGGAAAGCUUGCUGAUGAACUGGAAGAUGUCCAUUGAACAUUACUUCAAGAGUGUUAUGUCUGUGCUUCUUCUGCAGCAGAUAUGCCUGAAUCCUCAUAAAGAUAUAGAACUUGAACGGGUUGAAAGGUCUAGCUAUUUUCUCAUCCAGCUUGUUCAGAUACAAAAGAAGCAACUUACUACUGCCAGUGCUUUUGAUGAGCAAUUGAAACGUUUUAGAGAAUGUGUAUCUACUCUUGGAAAGUUGUUUUCAUUAUCCUCUUCUACUGAUGAAAAUACGGUACAUAUGUGCACUAUUAUUCCAGAGCAGCUUGCUACUUAUGAAUGCCUGUGGCAACAAAAGCAAUUAUUUGAUAGUCUGUGUGCUAUAUCAAAUGAAGAAUUGCUUUUACUGAGGACACUAGAAAAUAGCCAUUUGAACACUUGUCAGAAAACAAGACCUCAAGUCAGUCAGAUAAUUGCUUCCAUCGAAGAAUUUUUACCAGUGUUCAAUAAAUCAAAGGAAUCAUUGGAUUGUUACCUGAUUGGGGGGUCGAAAGCUGUCACUGCAAUGACUUCGUCCUCACAUGAUUAUGUUGUUACUCAAGGAAUGGUGCAGCUGGUAUCUGAAAAUUUCAAAGCCAUAAAUGAUUUUAAGGAGCAUUUUCUUGCACUACAGGAGCUAGAUAUAGAUAGAAGCUCAGUGAAAAAGGUUCUGAUUCAUAAUUUUCAAGAAAUAACUGAUAAGGCAAAUUUAAUUGAGGAAGAGUUUAAUGCUGCAAUAAAGGCAAAUUCUAAUCCAGUUGAUUCAUCUGAAGAGGAUAAAUUUUGUGAAAGACACUCUGUGGAGCUCAAUGCUAGGUUUGAUGAAGCUCUCAAGUCUUCAUAUCAGCAUAUUGCAACUGUGUUGCAGAAUUUAUGUUUGUCAAGCAGUAUCUAUAACUUGGAAGAGUCCACAGAGAACUUUGCAUCAUGGGAAGUGAUAUUUGAUUCAUUUGUCGCAAUUCUCAAUUUGGAUUGGCUAUGUGAUCAUAUUUUCAAAACAGUCACUUUUGGGGAGAAGCUGGUGAAUCAAUACGACAAUAAAAUUAACAGUUACUCUUGCAAAGUAGGAGCUCAUUUUAGAAAUCUACAUAUGCUACUGGGUCUUUUACUGAAUUUUUGUGAUGAGCUCAUAAAGAAUCUCUUGGCUAUGCACAGAUCAGUAUCAGUAACAACUCAUGUGAUUGCAAAUAUUUUAGUUUCUUUAUUUUCAAAAGGAUUUGGAUUUUCAACUGAAAACAAAGAGGACGACGGCACCCACAAUACAUCUGAAGGUGCAAGUGGAACCGGCAUGGGGGAGGGUGUUGGAUUAAAUGAUGUCAGUGAUCAGAUUACUGAUGAAGAUCAGUUGCUGGGAACAAAGGAACAGCAAAAAGAAAAACAAGAUGACCUCAGAGAAGUGCCAAGUAGCAAUGAUACAGGGAUUGAGAUGGAACAAGAUUUUCAGGCUGAUGCAGUAAGCCUUAGUGAGGACUCCGGAGAAGAUGAAGAUAAUGAUGGUGAGAAUGAGGAACUUGAGUCAGAAAUGGGAACUGCUGGAGAAAAUAGUGAAGUUGCUGGAGAGAAACUUUGGGAUGAGAAUGAAGAUGAAACACCCGAUGAUACAAGAGAGAAGUAUGAAUCUGGACCAUCAGCUAAGGAUAGAGAUGGAAGCAACAGGGAGUUAAGAGCCAAGGAUGACUCCACCAGUAAUGAACCUAUGGAUGGUAAUUAUGAUGAAGGUGAUGCUCAGAACGAUGAAUCUGCAACACAGGAUGACUCUGGUGAUGGAGAAAAUGCAGAUGAUGUAAAGAUGGACAAAGAAGAAGCAUAUUCUGAUGCUACUGGAUUAAAGCCUGAUGAAUUGGAUCAAAGUUCUGAUAUGGAUAUGGAUUCAAAUGUAGAGGAAGAUGCAGAUCAUAUGGAAGAGGGAGAUCCUGAAGAGCUUGAUGAUCCAGCUGAGAAUGGAAACCACGGAAACCAGGAUGAAGAGACAUGCUCACCUGAUGAAAAUAUGGAAGAAGCUCAUACUGAAGUUGAUGCAACGUCCGAAAAAGAUGUUCCGGGUCAGGACCACCAAGAUAAUGGUGACCUGAAUUCGAUGGAACCAAAGAAAGAUGCACCUGAGACUUCUGAUUUGGUUAGGGAGCAAGUUUGCACUGCAGAAUUAGCAUCACAGUCCAAAGAUGAUAUGCAGACACCUGUUUCUGAAAAUGUAACAGCAGAGUCAUAUUGGUCAAAUAGUCAUCAUGACUUCGACAACCCGGCUCUCUUGGGAGGCUUUCCUUCCAAUAGUGUGUCUGAGAUGGAUCUUAAGAAAACAGACUCUUCAAAUACAGGGGGGUUCAAUGAAAAUCAACCUAAAUCUGACCAUCAACAUAAUGAGCACCCAUUUAGUAAGGAAAACCAUACUAAUCCUUAUCGAAGUAAAGGUGAUGUACUUGAGUUCCAGCAGGAAAGAAUUAAAGUAUCAGGUGAUCUCCUGGAAAAUAACACGGAGCAGGGUGAAAUGAAUGAUGACAAUGCAGAUGAGUAUGGCUAUGUUUCUGAAUUUGAAAAGGGGACAGCUCAGGCUCUGGGACCUGCAACAUUGGAGCAGAUUGAUAAAAACAUUGAUGGUGAUAAGCUUAAUCCAGAGUGUCAUACUGGUGAAGAUGCAGAGUUACAGUUUGAGAAGGAAAAGUCAGAAAUAGAUUCUGUAAGCAAUUCUUCCUCAAUUCCAAAAAAUGAAAAAAGGGAGCAAGUAAAUAUCUCCGCCACAGAGAAGUCACAAGAUGAUGGAUCAGUGACACCUCUUGCUAGUGAUAAUAUUGAUCCUGAAAGUCGUCUCGAAGAUGUUGUUUCUUUCAGGGGAUCAUACUUGAGCGAGAACACAGAUAGAUUAAGCCAACUUUCUGUGGAUGAUGAGGAAUUGGGGAAAGUCCAAGAUCCUGGUGACGUUCCUGAUAAUGUGAAAAAUGAUGCUAGCACUAUGUGGAGAAGAUAUGAACUUAGCACAACAAAGUUGUCACUGGAGUUGGCUGAACAAUUGCGCCUUGUAAUGGAGCCCACAGUGGCCAGCAAGCUCCAAGGGGAUUAUAGAACUGGCAAAAGGAUAAAUAUGAAGAAGGUAAUUCCAUACAUAGCCAGUCAUUAUCGUAAAGAUAAAAUAUGGUUGAGGCGGACCAGACCAAACAAACGUGAUUACCAGGUUGUGAUUGCUAUUGAUGAUUCACGAAGCAUGUCAGAGGGUAAAUGCGGUGAGGUUGCUAUUGAAGCUUUGGUUACAGUAUGCCGUGCUAUUACUCACCUGGAAAUGGGGAGCUUAGCAGUCGCAAGCUUUGGAACAAAAGGAAACAUAAAAUUACUACAUGAUUUUGACAGGCCAUUCACCGGAGAGGCUGGUAUUAAGAUGAUCUCCAAUUUGACAUUCAAACAGGAUAAUACUGUAACUGAUGAGCCAGUUGUUGAUCUGUUGAAGUUCUUGACAGACAAGCUUGACGCUGCAGUUGUAAAAGCACGACUUCCAACUGGACGCAACCCCCUCCAGCAACUUGUUUUAAUAAUUUCAGAUGGCCGGUUGACUGAAAAGGAGAAAUUAAAGCAGUGUAUUCGAGAUGUGUCUGCCGGUAACCGGAUGGUUGUUUUCUUGGUUCUAGAUGCUUCUGAGGAGUCAAUUAUGGAUUUCCAGGAAAUAUCUCAUAAGGGUGGAAAUGUGGAUAUGACCAAGUAUAUGGAUUCUUUCCCCUUUCCGUACUUUAUCGUUAUGAAGAACAUUGAGGCACUGCCUAGAACGCUAACAAACCUACUGAGACAAUGGUUGGAGCUUAUGCAACAUUCAACAGAUUUGUGAUUGGUUGGAGACUGAAAUACAAUGGGCAAAUUUCAUUUUUGAACUAAAGAGUGGAGUUUUGACCUGUUUCAUAUUGAAAUGGGGGGAAAAGGGAGAAAAAAAUAUUGGAUGGAGUACUAUGGUCUCAGCUCAUAUUUUUACAUAUAUAGUGCACAAAAUUGUAUAGUCUUUGUAUAGUUCUGUAAUCCAUUGUACAGAUCUUGCUGCUUUGGUUUUCAGGAUAUCAUGUUUGUUACUUUUGAUGAAUGUUAACAAGCGGCUUUCAUAGCAUGUUUUGUUAUUGGCAUGUUUGCAGUUAGCCAAUGUGAAGAUCCUAUGAAAAUUUCAUGGCAUAAUUUCAAGCAAUGAGUAUUGUAUACUGCAUUACAAUUACUGCUAUCAAAGAUGAUUGAAAAUUUAUUUUGAGAA
This is a messenger RNA of Lotus japonicus, 17062 nucleotides long. RefSeq names its product midasin. Gene Ontology annotation, cellular component: nucleus; preribosome, large subunit precursor. The transcript has 77 exons. Bases 395 to 16654 code for a protein of 5419 amino acids. The record is from RefSeq and is a predicted model, not a curated record. Lineage: Eukaryota; Viridiplantae; Streptophyta; Magnoliopsida; Fabales; Fabaceae. Gene Ontology annotation, biological process: ribosomal large subunit assembly; rRNA processing. Gene Ontology annotation, molecular function: ATP binding; ATP hydrolysis activity.